Molecule: messenger RNA, 2293 nt
Organism: Camellia sinensis
Lineage: Eukaryota; Viridiplantae; Streptophyta; Magnoliopsida; Ericales; Theaceae
Product: double-stranded RNA-binding protein 2
Molecular function (GO): double-stranded RNA binding
Source: RefSeq, a predicted model, not a curated record
UUUUCUACUAUAAGUCGCAAAUCUCUCUGUGUUCUUUUUCUGAGCUGCAAUCUCUCUCUCUAGAACUGUAAACUUUCUCUCUCUAGCUGUGUAUAUAAAUACAUGAGCAUUUGCGCAUUUGUGAUUGUGAGCGAAUCAAAGCCCUAGAGUUCUCUCUCCGAUCCAGUUCAAUGGUCCGCUAUACAAAUUCACAAUCGGAGAGCUCGAUUUUCCGAUCUGAGCUGGUUCCCCGACUAUUUCGAGGUCUGCGAAGCCAUUGAAGUUGAGUGUGAGUUCUAGAGAGAGAGUAGAGAGAGAUGUAUAAGAAUCAGUUGCAGGAAUUGGCGCAGCGGAGCUGCUUCAAUUUGCCUUCGUAUACGUGCAUAAGAGAAGGUCCAGAUCACGCGCCGAGGUUCAAGGCGGUUGUGAAUUUCAACUGCGAGACCUUCGAGAGCCCUAGCUUCUGCACCACGCUCAGGCAGGCGGAGCACGCCGCCGCCGAGGUGGCUCUCAAUGCGCUCUCCAGCCGUGCUCCGUCGCAUUCUCUCGCCGCCAGGAUUCUUGAUGAUACAGGGGUCUACAAGAAUCUUCUGCAAGAAAUUUCACAAAGAGUAGGAUCAUCUUUGCCAAUAUACACAACUUUCCGAUCGGGUGUUGGACACCUAUCUGUCUUCAGUUGUACUGUUGAGUUGGCUGGUGUCAGAUUUACUGGUGAACCAGCAAAGAACAAGAAACAAGCUGAAAAGAAUGCUGCUAUGGCAGCUUGGUCAUCUCUGAAACUACUAGCACAGCAAUCUGAGAGUUCAUCAUCACAAAAGGUGAAUAAGGAUGUGCACGAGCAUGUCAUCAUAGCAUGUUCUCUGCAGAAUUUUAUCAGGAAGGCAAAGAUGUCUAAUGCAUCCUUCCCAAUUAAAUUUCCAACACAGAGUCCAAGGCCAUUGAGCACAAAACCACCUCCUAUUAGGGCAUCGAAGAUCCUUCCUUUAAUAUGGUCCAAGACUGCUCCUCGGAGCAGACCUGUUAUUACACCCAUAAACAACAACCCUAUGUGUUCAAAGACAGCCCCUCAAAGCAGACCUGUGAUGACAACAAUGAAUGAGAGGCCCAUAUGCCCAAGGGCAUCGCCUGAAACCCAACCCAUAAUUACAACAGCAAAUGAUGCCCCUCUACAAUCACCUGAAAUCCCUAGGGUCCGACCUCAGCAGUUCCAUGCAGCUGGAGCAGCACCCUACAUUCCUGUCCGGCAUCUUAGGGCACACCGUGGAAUUGCACCACCAGUGACGAUAAGAAACGCGAUACCUGUUUUCUCUACACCACCACUUCCUCCACCAAGCCAGUCCCCACAAUUGAGGUCUCCAUUGUCAUUUAUUGCCCCAUCUGUCUGUAUAAGGCAGACAGUACCAGCUUUUGCUGUUCCACCAGUUCGUGUAGAGGAGCAACAUGUUUCUACUGCUCCUCCCACCCCACAAGCCAGCUCUUCAGUGCAGAUAGAGAAGACAGGGAAUUCCAUCCAGGACAACCAGUCAUUUAUGGCCCCACAAUUGAGGUCUCCAUUGUCAUUUAUUGCCCCAUCUGUCUGUAUGAGGCAGACAGUACCAACUUUUGCUGUUCCACCAGUUCGUGUAGAGGAGCAACAUGUUUCUACCGCUCCUCCCACCCCACAAGCCAGCUCUUCAGUGCAGAUAGAGAAGACAGAGAAUUCCAUCCAGGACAACCAGUCAUUUAUUGCCCCACAAUUGAGGUCUCCGUUGUCAUUUAUUGCCCCAUCUGUCUGUACAAGGCAGACAGUACCAACUUUUGCCGCUCCACCAGUUCUUGUAGAAAAGCAACAUGUUUCUACCGCUCCUCCCACCCCACAAGCCAGCUCCUCAGUGCAGAUAGAGAAGACACAGAAUUCCAUCCAGGACAACCAGGAAAAAUCUGUGGUGAUACAGGGCUUGCAAGAGCUGAAGAUUUGAUAGCAGGCUGAGGUUUCAAAUUGCAAGAACUGUUAUUAAGAGAAAUGUGGCAUGAGACUUGAAAGUUUUCAGUCCAGUCAAGGGGCUUCCUGAGAUGUGCACUGUUUAACCGUUCAUCACCCGACUAAAACAAUAUGACACCGAGUGUAGGAGGGUCCAAGCUUGGAGCAUGGAUGCAGUUGAGAAGAAUACUCUAAUUCCAGACCUGUCCGGUUGCUUUUCUUUAACAAUAGUUGCUGAUCUGAAGAUACCAACUUCGUGCAUGGCCUAUUGGUGAUGAUUCAACAUGCUUGGAUUCAAGUGCCCAGUGGAGCUUGAGUUUUGUUUUCACCCUUUCUCUGCCUUUUCUUUCCUUU